Messenger RNA from Solea solea (common sole), 3022 nucleotides. RefSeq names its product zinc finger, FYVE domain containing 27 (gene zfyve27). Bases 336 to 1586 code for a protein of 416 amino acids. Gene Ontology annotation, biological process: positive regulation of axon extension; protein localization to plasma membrane; neuron projection development. The transcript has 13 exons. The record is from RefSeq and is a predicted model, not a curated record. NCBI's taxonomy places the organism in Eukaryota, Metazoa, Chordata, Actinopteri, Pleuronectiformes, Soleidae. Gene Ontology annotation, cellular component: endoplasmic reticulum tubular network; growth cone membrane. Gene Ontology annotation, molecular function: metal ion binding.
GGCCUGGAUGAAAUGCGGAAGUGGAUGUUUCCUGAACAACACUGUGCUAACAACAAAGCUAGCAGUGAUUAGUAGUCGUUCAUAAAGUAAAUAACUAUUGUACUCGAAUAUUUUAACCGCAAGCUACUCGACAGUGUUGUAAAUCGACUGUCUUUGACAGGUCCAUGCUCAUACAGGAGGGCAGACUGCUGUCAUGUUGACUGGGCUGGGUGAAUUUGGAGGCUUUUCCUUCCUCCGGGCUGACGAUGUCGGUGAGACUUGCUAGUUUCGCUUGAGCUCCUCGGCUGCUUCAUCACAAGCUGCCUAGUGUUGGACUCUCAGCUCGGGGAACAAAAAUGCACAGUACUGGGGUGUCCCACGAACCUUCACAGGGUACAGGGGAACGUGGGGAGCUGGUACACACACUAUCCAAAGACACACUUGGAUCUCCAGAUGCCUCUGAGCUUGGGAGCCCACGAUGUACUCCAAACUUUGACCUCCUGAACAUGGUCGUGUCCUACAAGAAAAUGGCUCAGUAUCUAGAACCACUGGUAGAUGCAGUGGAGCUGAGCCGCUUCCUGCUUGGAUGGAGGAUGCCUCUGUGCUCUCUGUUUGUGUGUAUAUUGCUUAAUGUCUUCUUCUGCACUGUUAAUGAAGUGGGUUGGUUCUCAGUGGGUGUGGUGGCAGCGUUGGUGCCUGCUUCCUUCGGUUACCUGCAGGACAGGUGUGGAGGCAGAGUUACAGACACUGAGCUCCAGAAACGACAUUAUCACACUGUGCACCGCAGAGACCUGCAGACGGUGCAUCUCACCAAACAGGAAGCCAUGCUGGAAGUAAAAGACCUUUUGAAGCACCUUGACGAUAUACUGUCCUCCGCCUGCCAGUCAGCAGAAACUAUUUACAAGGUCCUGUACUGGGAUAAUCACACCAAGUCAUCAAGGUUUUAUGCAGGGAUGUUCAUCGUGUUGUGCUUACUCUACAUUGCUCCUGUGGGCUGGGUGCUCGCUUUACUCAACAGCACCAUCUUCCUGUGGAACAGAGAUUUCUACAGAGUUUUAUUAGACUUUAGGAAUCUCUUCCCCGUGGGCCAGACCAAGGCCACUGAGGGGCUAUGUGAGGAACAGGAACAAGGCAAUUCACUGGACAGGACCCCCACACCAACUAGUCUGGAGGACCUGUCACCUGGCAGUGUGGAGGAGGCUGAGGAAGCAGAACCUGAUGAUGAAUUUAAAGAUGCCAUCGAGGAAACUCCCAUGGUCUUAGUGGAGGAUGAUGAUGUGCCUCUUGGAGCUCCGGAGUAUGACACCAUCUCUGAAAAUGGUCUGUUGAGCCGCAAUGAACCAAUACGCAGCAAAGUGUCCAAACUGACAGAGAAACUGCGUAAACGUUACCCUACCACCAGCACAGGCAACUGUUCCAGCUGUAGUGCCGUCUUCUCAGUACUAAAGAAAAGGAGGAACUGCAGUAACUGUGGCAACAGCUUCUGCUCCCGAUGUUGUUCUUUUAAGGUGCUGAGAGCUUGCAUGGGGGCAACGGCUCCAGAGGCCCAGAGAGAGACCGUAUUUGUUUGUGCUGCCUGUAAUUCUUCUCUCAUCAAGUUACAGUGAGACGGCAUGUCGGUCUUUUCUUCCAGUGGCGAGUGGGAAGUCAUUAAUGUUCGUCCCCAAGCUGUUCACCGUGUUCCUGAGGGCCUCACACAUGCCUUGGUUUUUCGUGUUAAGGAACCUUACAUCUGUCAACGUACCUCCUGUGUUCAACUCAAAGACUUUUUCCACUUAAAUCUGUCCUUAGCAAUUACGAUUAUAGGACUGUACUUUACUGUAGUACUGUAUUUCCUGUUCAAACUCUCAAUGAAGAACUAGGACCUUAUUAAUCAAUGAGACUUAAAACAGGAAAUGUACAAAACCAUAGGACCCGGAGUCUUCCCUUUGCUGAGCAGAGGGAAGCACAAAGUAUGCAAGGUGGAGAUCAGGAUUGAGCUGCUGGUGUUGGGUGUUUGUAGGACUUCUACUGGAUAUCAGUGGUUUUGAUUUUAUUUGCCUUGCCUCAGCUUAAAGUUGUGUCCACUGGAAUAUUGGUAUUGUAGUUCAGCUCUACUACAAUGCCGAGAGAACUUUUCUGUACGAACAAGACUACUGGGUGAUUUUGGUGGAUUUUUUUUUUUUUAGAUUGGUGAUGGAUAUGAUGUUUUGAGCUGGGCAGUGUACAAAACUUGGAUGAACAAAAUAAUGUCUGGAUAACCAAAAGUAGCUCCGCAUUCGGCCCCAGUUGCUGCAGUAAACGGAGGCUUGACGCCUGAAACUAAACCCUUUAUCUCACAGGCUCACUCAUUGUCCUCUAUUGCACUUUUAUCUGUAGCUGGUCAGCAGUUCCAUUUGAAUAUUACUGGGUUUAUUUAAUUUCAUUUAAUGAGCCUAGAAUAUUUUACAACACCAGACGUGAAUUCUGCAACCAGUGAUGAAUCCCCCUUACGUGUCUGAGAAAAAACAGUGGUUAAAAUGUAACGCAGUGCUGAGAAUGAGGAUGAGUUGGUCUCUACUUGUAAUGAUAAAACUGUUGCUUUGUUUGUUCCUGUGUGGACAAGGCAGCCUGAAAAAAAAAAAACACUUAUCAAUGUAGUGCAGGUUUCUCAUUUUAACCGUGUCCAAGUCAACCCAGUUUGAUUAAAUUUUAUUCUGAACACACUGAGAAACCAUCUGAAAAUGUAACCAGAGCCUCUCACUCUUGCAAGCAGGACUUAAUAGAAUUUAAGUGGGGGCAUUAUUCUAGCUUAAACUACAACAAGCUAGAUCUUGAUGGUGAAGUUGUUUUAAUCCCGUUUCAGACACAGAUGAUUGUACUUGUUUGCGUUGCUUUUAUUGUAAUCCUAUAUAUAAAUGGUUAAUGUAAGUUGUUCUAUUAUAUCUAUUGUAUUUAAUUUAAAACUCCACAAUCGAUUAUGAUUUGACCCAAUGUUGAAUUCUGUACAUAUUGGCCCAUAUUUUAUGGUUGAAACAUGCCAUUAUUGAAAUAAACUGAGAUGAUUUGAUUAACUUAAAAGUCA